Glycine soja is the source of this 2920-nucleotide messenger RNA. RefSeq names its product protein ENHANCED DOWNY MILDEW 2-like. The transcript is spliced from 12 exons. The record is from RefSeq and is a predicted model, not a curated record. NCBI's taxonomy places the organism in Eukaryota, Viridiplantae, Streptophyta, Magnoliopsida, Fabales, Fabaceae. The coding region runs from base 206 to 2038 and encodes 610 amino acids.
UUGUAGACGAUCUUACUCCGCUUUCAUCUUCCAAUCUUGUUCGGGAAAGAGUGUAAGCAAUGAAUUUUACCGUACGCACCCGUCUCUUCCCUCCUCUUCUCUUCCACUCCCAAUAAAAACCCGAACCCUCGCUCGCACCACUGCGUUCACCAUCGUGAAAAAGUUGUUGCGAAGUUAGGAUUUGAGGGGGAGAAGAAGAAGGGACAUGGCAUCUUCAGAUGAUGAGGGAGAGGCUCAGGCACUAUCUGUGUCGAAUUACUAUUUUGUAGAUGACAAAGAUGACGAGCCUGUGUGUUUUUCCGUGUUGCCAAUUCAGUGGAGUGAGUCUGAGAGUCCAGUUGGCAAGAAAAUGCAAUUGUUCUUGCACGGUUUUGUGGAUAAUGGACUACAGAAAUUUUUCGGGCAAGUCGUUGCGUGGAGGUUUGAUUUUUCCUAUGUUAGGCCUGAGAUAUCAGUGCUAUCAAAGGAUGGAAGAUGGAUUAUACUUGAGAAGCCUCGUAAGAGCUAUGAGGAUACCAUAAUAAGGACUACUUUGAUCACCACUCACUUCCUUAGUUAUGUGAAGAAGAAUCCUGACUCAUCUGCGAAGUCUGUGUGGGAUAAAUUGAGUAAGAAUAAGGAGUUUAGAUCUUAUGAGGUUAUGCCUUUGCAAAAAGAUUUAUUAAAUCAUAUGGCUUUAAUGGGUGAAGCUGCCAAAAGAGACACUGCCUUAGAAAAGUCCAAGCUUCUGCUCAUGGUUCUGGAAGAUAAGGAUAUGCUGAAGAUUAAAAAACUUUCUGAUGAGGAAGUUAAAGAUUUAGCACGACCUGGAUUUAUAAUUGAUGAUAUUGACAAUGGUAUGAUUGAUGAAGAUUCAGAUGGAGAGGAUGAGUUGUUUGAUUCUGUUUGUGCGAUUUGUGACAAUGGUGGUCAACUUUUGUGUUGUGAUGGAAAGUGCAUGAGGUCAUUUCAUGCUAAUGAGGAGGAUGGUGAAGAAUCUACUUGUGCCUCUCUUGGUUUUAGCCGGAAGGAAGUUGAUGAGAUCCAGAACUUUUACUGUAAAAAUUGUGAAUAUAAUCAACAUCAGUGCUUUGCAUGUGGCACACUAGGCUGUUCUGAUAAAUUUUCUGGUGCUGAGGUUUUCAAAUGUGCUUCUGCAAUCUGUGGUUUCUUUUAUCAUCCACAUUGUGUUGCAAAGUUACUUCAUGGGGUAGUUGAGGAUGAUCUGAAGGAACUUGAGAGAAAAAUUGCUGAGGGGGGACCUUUUACUUGUCCUACUCACUAUUGCUGUGAAUGUAAAGAAAUGGAAGACAAGAAGAAACAUGAUUUUCACUUUGCUGUUUGUAGGCGGUGCCCCAAGUCGUAUCAUCGCAAAUGCUUGCCAAGGGUCACAGUUGAUCAUGGGCCUCAAACCCCCCCCCCCUUUGGACUUAAGGCAGCUUUGGCUAACAAGUUUAUAGAUAAACCUCUCACGUUUAGACCGAAGCUCCUGAUUCUCACAGUACCACCAGAAACGGAGAGGCUAGAUGAAAAACGGUCGCCUUAUGAUCUUGUCUGGGACGAUAAGAGUUUUCUAUUGGGAAAGUCAUUUUAUCUACUGGGAUCAGUUGAUGCAAACGACAGGCAGAUAGAGCAGUGGAAUGUAAAGCCACCCCCACUCUACCUUUGGAGUCGUCCUGAUUGGACUGAUAAGCACAAGGUCAUAGCUCAGGAGCAUGGUCACUUUAUCAGCCAGCGGGAGCUGUCAAGAAUCAAAAGCUUUGAUAAAGAAAAAUCACCGGCCAGUCAUACUAUGGAUGAUAGUUAUGGUUUUGAUAUCAUGCCAGGUCACAAUAUCUUGAAUUCAACUGAUGCACCUAAGGAUGAGGGCCAGACAGGAUGCUCACCACAUGGAAAUGUUGAUCGAGAGAGUCAAGAGAGACUGGAAUAUAGGGUGAGAAAGGCUGAUAAGACCUCAUGGAAGAGGAAACGAACUGAGGAAAACGAUGGAAGAUUAGGUGUGACAUCACCACCCAAUCCAAUUGAUGGGAGAUCCUCAGUUGAACGCUUUCAGCCCUGACCUGAAAUGCCACCUCCAGAUUAUGACCUUGGUGAUAAAAGUUAUAGGCAUAUGGAGCCCACCUCUUCCUCACGUAUGGGGGAGAUUAGAGCAGCCUAUAGCAGGACCCAAAACUGGCCCAGUUUUGCCAAUCCCCUUUAUGAUUCUGGGAUUACAGAUGUAGGCGAACACCGUAGCAGCCUUCCGAGAGACACUGCCCAUAGCUUCAAAUAUAGACCCUAUGCCAAGGAGGAUGAGAACUAUCUUAAGGAAUUAGACACUAGGCAACAGACUCGCCAUUAUGGUAUUCAGAAUCCUAAUUCUGUGACAAGCAACUAUCUAUCUGGUAGCCAUCAUCACAUGGGGCCAAGUUAUCCAGCCUGUGGUUUGGCAUCUGAGUCUCCUUAUGUGAUGAAUACACCAGCCAUGCAGCGAUAUGCACCUCGCCCGGACGAAUUAAACCAUGCAAGGAUGGAUCCUUUGGGGUCUUAAUCUGCUAUAGUUGGUAGAAAUGGCGCUUUUGAACAUAGUGCCGCCCCACCUGGAUAUGGGAGUAGGAUGCCAGGUUUUGCAGCUGGUUCUCACCAUGUGUCUUCACGCCAGAAUUCCGCAGACUGAUUCAAUGGGUAGUUUGAAUGUCCAUUUUUUCGUUUUCCUCGUCUACUUUAGCAUAAAAAUGUUGUAUGCGUUAUCCUGCAGAAAUCAUAGUUUUUUUUUUUUUUUUUUGGUGUAUGCUGUAUGCUAAAUCUUCGGUCUAUUUCCUUCCCAAAGAACAUUUAGGUUUUUUCUUCUUUUUUUGGUGAUUUCUGUUUCCUUAAAUGGCCAGUGUAAUUGAGUAAUCAAUCCUCUGUAUAUGCAUGAACUUGGAGUGGGUAUUAUAUGUCAGAGUUCACUAUUUGAAAA